AGGUUUCCUGGAAUCCUUUGCCUCUCGUGUCAUGGCGGGGAGGCCAAUCAUUAAACGACAUUUCCCAGCAUGCCCCGCGACAGCUAACUGGGCCGGGCUGUGCCGCAAACUCCUGCUUAGGGGUGGGGAGAGCCGUCGGAAAGAGAGGUGCGCGGGCGACGGUCGCUUUACGGCUGCCAGGGUCGGAUCCGCUUCCGGAGUGAGCCACCCCGAAGGCAGCCGUUGCCGCCGCUCGCCGUUCCGCGUAACCUGGAGACGCGACAGCGCCGUUCGGCAAUGGGCGGGAGGCGAUUGUGACAGGCGGCGCUCUCCGUGCCCGCCCCCUCCUCCCUGCCCGGGCAGAGCAGGCCCCUCCAGGCCUGUCGGGAUGGAGGAGGAGAGCAUGGAGGAGGAGGGGGGCGGCGGAGGAGCGGGAGGAGGAGGCGGCGGAGGAGGAGGAGGAGGCGGAAGCGUCAGUAGCAGCAGCAGCAGCUACGAGGCCUUAAUGGACGACCAGAACCACAACAACUGGGAAGCUGCGGCCGAAGCCGCGGGAGGAGGAGGUGGGAGCUACGGGCAGACGCGGCGCCGGCCGGCCUCUGCGUCCCCCGGGGAGCCCCACAGGGCCUCUCUGUCGCCCCACGAGGAGCUGGAGAUCCACAUGAUGUCCGAGGCCGCCAACGGGCCAGGGAAGGGCUGCGAAGCCACGCCGGUCAAGGGGGGCUCCAGUAUCAACCUCAACAUCAACCCCUCGGCCUCCAAGUUCUUAAUGAAUGUUAUAACAAUAGAAGACUAUAAGAGCACAUACUGGCCAAAGUUGGAUAGUGCCAUAGAUCAGCUUUUAACUCAGUGUCCUGGUGACUACAUCCCCAUCUCCUAUGAACAAAUAUACAGUUGUGUGUAUAAAUGUGUGUGCCAGCAGCAUUCGGAACAGAUGUAUAGUGACCUAAUAAAAAAGAUAACUAACCACUUAGAGAGAGUCUCAAAGGAGCUGCAGGCCAGCCCUCCAGACAUCUACAUCGAAAGGUUUAACAUAGCACUUGGACAGUAUAUGGGAGCAUUACAGAGCAUUGUGCCUCUUUUCAUAUAUAUGAAUAAGUUUUACAUAGAAACCAAGCUUAAUCGAGACUUAAAAAAUGACCUUAUAAAACUGUUUACGGAACAUGUUGCAGAAAAGCACAUUUACAGCCUAAUGCCUUUACUCCUAGAAGCUCAGACCACGCCUUUUUGGAUAGACCCUUCCACUAUGGCAAACAUUGUCAAAGGAUUGUAUAUGCUUAGGCCAGAAUGGGUUCAGAUGGCACCAGCUUUAUUUUCUAAAUUUAUUCCAAACAUCCUCCCUCCUGCUGUAGAAUCUGAGCUUGAGGAAUAUGCUGCUCAAGACCAGAAACUCCAACAAGAACUUAUUCAGGAAGGAUUUUCCAGAGGUGACCAGUCACGUAAAAGAGCUGGAGAAGAAUUAACCUACAAUGGUUCCGCUUCGUGUGCAAGCUCAAGAGGAUGCAGAUAGUGACUGCAACAAGUAUUUUAUUCUCAAUACGAGCGGACACUGGAGUGACAUUGGAAGGGAGGGUAUCCAGAAGCCCCGUUGGGCUCUACUGAUACUCAGGUUCUUUGAUGCAAGCUAUACCUACAAGAGGAGUUUGGACAUGUUUCUUGCCAUGUAAUAAAAUAUCUGUUUGCUGCUAUUUGGGGGCUAACUUGGAACAAUGUGACCAGUCCUGACAAGUUCUUCUUGGGCAGUCCUGUGAGGAGCAGACCUUCCUGUUUCUGUUUUAAAAAGACCAGUGCAUAUAAAACAUGGUAGCCAAAAAAAAAAAAAAAAGCAGCUUCCUCUGAAAGAAACUUUGCACUUUCGAAAUGUGUGGACAUUGCUGAGCUUGUGCCCUUUAGGUUUUGUCUGGAAUGUUUUGCUUAGAAAGAAUAAAAAUUGAUCACUUGGCAGUAUUUCUUUUGUUCCACAAAAAGUUUGCAUCCUAGAGUCAGUCUUAUGUUAUUGGCUCUUGACAUUCCAGAUCUAUAUGGUUCACCUAUUCAGCCCCCUUCCCCCUAUUCCCCCCCUUUAUUCAGAUAUCUAUUAAUAGGUCCUUCUGUGCCCUCAGUCUCCUUGAUUUCAGCUUGUGUGCUUUGCAGCUUUGUCUCUCUUAAGCUGUGAUUUGAUUAAACAUGCUGCAAAUUUGCAAGAUUUUCUUGCAACCUAUCACUUAGGAAACCAAGAGUGAACGAAAAUUGCAAUUAUGUUCCCUGUUUCCUUCCACAUGAGAAGUAUUAAUGCAAGUCUCAGCAUUUAUUGUAUUUUGUUGUUGGCUUCAGUAAUGAUUGCAAAAGCUUAAACCCCAGAUAGAAAGCGGUUCCCACAUGCGAUUUCAAUUCAGAGUUGAAACGCUGGUACAUACAGAUAGAAGGAUUUGACAAGACAUUGUGGGUCAGGUUAUUGGCUCACAUCUACCGUGUUGGGCUGUGACAGUACAGAUAGAUUUUUCUUUAUGGUUUUAAGUAAUCUGUUUGAUUACCUUGUUAUUGGACUGCUAUAAUAGAUUUAAAGAACGUAGCUGAAACUUUGCUUGUAGCUUACCUCUGGGUAGCAAGGUACUCUAGGUCAAUUUUAUACACCCAUGAAAAGUUUGUACCCUUUUCAGAAGGUAAGUGAAUUGUGUACUUGAUUUGCACGUAAAGGAUUUUUUCCUCUUGUUAAAGCUUGAACGUCCUGCAAUAGAUUGCACUGCAUUGUGGGUAUGAAUAUAUAUGCAGCAAUCUGUACCUCAUAUGGGAUGAAUUUGGAUCCCUGUAUUCUACUUCUAGUCCCAGAUCAGAGGCAAGUCACAAGGUGCUGUCCUGCCCACCCCGUGUUCUCUGUGAAGAAGCACCAUGCAUGCAUAGAGAACUAAGGGAUCCCCUGUGUCUUAUGGGUGGUAACCAGCUAGGUCAUACUCAGAGUAGAUCCAUAGAGCAGACUUGUUAGUCAUGUCUAAAGUCCAUUGAUUUCAUCAGGUCCCUUCUGGGUAGGAUUUAGUUGGAUAUCACACAAUGAGGAGGUUUUUUUAAUAGAAAGAGUAGGUUGUUCUCUGCAAUAAAAGGUAAGUGCAGAUAUCGAUUGCCACUGAGACAGUAAAGCCAAACUGGAUGCAGUUGUUCCGAGAAGUUAGUGCUCAGGGGAAGUUCAUUAUGAAUGAACCUUUAAUAUAAGUGUUGUGCCCGUGGAAGGCCAUGGAGAGGAAGCAUUUUGCAUUUCCAGAAGUAAUAAAUGGCAGCUCUCUUUAUUAGUAAAAAAAUAAUCUUAUUACAUGCCUUCCCCACUUUUGUGCACUGGUCACACUGGGCUUAUCUGGUGCACAGAGUGCCCUGCACAGUUUUGAAAUCUCAUUGGGUAGGACUCUUGAGAGAUAUGUUUGUCCAUUAUGGUGUGAGAGCAUAAUCUUAAAUAGCAAAAUGGUACUUGGAAAAAGUGUUGGUUUGUUUUAAAAAGAACAACAAAACCCUUGCAAUAUCAAAAAAUCUUUUAGACCUGAUGGGAAAACUGGGCUCCUAGUUAAUGGUCAAAAAUUAUGCAUCACUUCAAAGAAACCAUGACAGUAGAUAUGGCAAGAAAAUUCCUUUCUACUUUUACAUAGGCUGUCCUCCUUUCUUUUGAUAUUCAAAUGAAAGACACUAGGAAAUUACAGAUUGUUAAUUUUUGAAAUGUUUUAAAAAUUAAUCCCUUGCAUGUUCUUGGUUUGUUCAGUAUUUUUCUUCGAAACAAUUAAUUAGAUGAAAAGUACUAAGUGAGAGGCGGGUAUAAUUUUGUUAGAGCAGAUUCUGCUGUGGAAUGUUUUCCAUUAGAAACAAUGGACCACCUAGGACCUUUACCAGUGUAACAUUUUUUGUGGUUUCAUCCCCAGCAAAUUGAUACCAUGAGCAGUAUAUUGUGACAUCCCACUCAGUGUCCAUAAGUUUGCACGCUGAGCUCCCAGUCAUUGAAUGUGAUGAGCAAGUACAUAGUCAUGCCACUAGAAUUACAUUAGCCCAGUUGGCAUCUGCUCCAGAUUGGCACCCCACCCACCAGACCUCAGUUGCCCUCAAGGACAGAGUUCACAUAAGGCCUUCUGAUGUUCGAAAGAUCUGGGGGGUAUCUUUUGUAGGGAGGUCAUAUAUAUCCAAUACUGUAUUUAAUGCAGAAUGUAUCUGUACAAAUGCCACUCACACCAGUUGACUGAGUGUACCUUUGGAUAUGGAAAAUGGAGCGUGCAGAAUGUAUGCACAACUUAGUAGUUUUAGUAACCAAACAAAAACAGAUUGAAGAAAACAAAACCAACAUCCCUGAUAUAAAAGCUACUUGCUUCCGCAGUUGUGAAAAUAAUUUUUAUGAUUUAUUUAUUUUUAUGGAUGGGUACUUCACUACAUCCAGGUGAUUCCUAUUGUUGUAGCAUUCUCCUCAGAACCCUCCCAUUCAGGCUUUAGUUGUGUGGCAGAAGAUGGCAGAGCUACAACGGCUGGAGCAGGAGUGGGGAACAUGUCGGGCUGUUUUUCAUCACCUGUAGUCUGAACAGCAUCUGGAGGGCUAUAGGUUCCUCAUCCCUGCUCUGGUUAGUGAAUGAGGACUGGAACCAAGCAUAUGGAACACCAUGCCUACAGCCAUUCCAUGGCACUGGGUCUUCUCUAAAAGAUGGAAACCUAAGAGUUUUAUCCAUUGAAGUCAUCUCAUUAGUGCAAGGUUUUCCACAGUGGGACUUCCUUCCUUUUCCUUCUCCCCUUCAAAUCUGUUCUGGCUUUCCCCUCCAACCCUCCAGAAGAGAUUUGAGGAGCACCGAGGAGAGGGACGGGAAGUUCCAUUGCACAGGUGGAAGUCCUUGUGCUCAUGGGGCAACUUAGUUGGGUGCAACCCAUAUUGUUCUGCCCUCCCCAGUUAAUGUCGCUACUGCAUUACAGAUCGCCCUGGUAAAGCACUACAUUGCUUAGUAUAACCCAUCAUAUACUUCCUACCAAUGGUCCUCUGCCGUUUGGUCCACUUUAUCUUCGUUUAGAGUGGUCAGAGGUAAAGUAAUCUGAAGGAUAGCAUCUGAAGCACAAGUGAAAUAUUUGGUACCACUGAAAGGGUGGGAGGUUGACGAUCGUGCCUGGGAUUUGUGGUUCUUGUUUAAUCAGAAAGGCCAUGUAGUUAAAUCUUCCACCUUUCUGCCAUUUUGCUUUGACCAAUGAGAUAUACUCCUGCAAGAAGGAAACAUAAGCAGAAAGUAUUCAUGGUGACUUAUACCAUUGCCAUGGAAUUCCCUUCAUUUGGAGUGUUGGUACUGUUUGAGACUGAAUAUAUUCCACAUAGUCUAUGUUGCAACGGAUUAGAAUGGGAUUCUCAUUUGAUAUUUUGUUGUUGGCAGAACUAGAGCUACCAGAAUCAAGCGGAUGAGAAUGUUAAUAUAAAACACCCUUUUGAUUUCCAAGAGUGUGCAGGUUUAUUAUGUAUGUUGGGCUGCUUUUUUUUUUUUAACUCGUAACUAAUUUGUGAUUUGUAAAUAACCUGUAGAAUGCAACUUUUGUUUCAGGUUAUAUAAUUUUAUUUGUGUCAUUGAAUGUUGAGUCUUAGGACAUUACCUUUUUGAAACCAGUCCUUCUCUAAAAGUUAGGACAAAGCCUUCCUCUAAUGUCAAUAUUCUACACAUUCUUUGGGGAAAAAAUGUUUUAGCCCUAUGUAGCAUCUUGCCUGACUAGGAUACUGAACACUUUUUGUAAAAAUAAAAAAAAUGUUGUGUUAUGUUGUAAAUUAGUAUUAAGAUUUCUGUAUGUUUUGGCAUCUAAUGCUGAAAUCAUUUGUUUCCUUAUCUUCAAAGGGUUUUAUCUUUGCGAGCUGAGCAUGAAAGAACACAACAAAACAUAUGAAACAAUGGUUACUCUGUAGACAUUUUUCUUGGUCAAUCUGUGUCAGGUCUCUAAAGCCAUGACUUAACCAAAGCAGCAUGGUCUUAGCUAUGGUGCUUCUGUGAAUCAGACAACUUGCCACACGUGUAUGUGUGUGUGUGUGUUUUGUUUCCCCCCUCAAAUGAGACCUAAAUAGCAAAAUUUUAUGCAUCAGGUGUCAUCUUAUAUAUCAGAUUUGUUUCUUGGGAAAUUUGCUCUAUUAAAAUAUUUUUAGACAAACA
Podarcis muralis (Common wall lizard) is the source of this 6089-nucleotide messenger RNA. RefSeq names its product CDK2 associated cullin domain 1 (gene CACUL1). The record is from RefSeq and is a predicted model, not a curated record. Lineage: Eukaryota; Metazoa; Chordata; Lepidosauria; Squamata; Lacertidae. Gene Ontology annotation, biological process: G1/S transition of mitotic cell cycle; ubiquitin-dependent protein catabolic process; positive regulation of protein kinase activity. Gene Ontology annotation, molecular function: protein kinase binding; ubiquitin protein ligase binding.